This is a messenger RNA of Bradysia coprophila, 2491 nucleotides long. RefSeq lists its product as uncharacterized. The record is from RefSeq and is a predicted model, not a curated record. NCBI's taxonomy places the organism in Eukaryota, Metazoa, Arthropoda, Insecta, Diptera, Sciaridae. Gene Ontology annotation, molecular function: nucleic acid binding.
CAUCACCACAAAAAUAUGGCUGUUCGUAUUUUUCUGCUGUGAGCGUGCAAAAGUUUGUUUGUAGAUUCCAACAAAAAAGAAAGAAUAAUUCCGUGACAUUAAAUUGAGAACAUCAAAACUAUUCGGCCGAAAAAAGUCUAAUCGUUUCGCAUACAAAUUCAUUGAAGAUUAUUUUGUGAAUAAUCCGCAUUUGUGUUAUGCUCGAUUCCAGUUUAUUGUGAUCCAGCUGAGUGCAUUCUUUCAUUAGCAAGUAUAUAUCAACUUAUAAAUAAUUUCGAGAACGGUGGAUUUCAAGUCCGAAAACAUUGUCAAACUGGAUAGAUUUGGUGAUCGUUUUCUUAGUGCCGAGGAUGAGGAAUUUAUCCGAAAUGUUGAUAAAGACAUUGUGUAUUACAUAGAGCAUCGAGCGAAAAAUAGUGUUUUGCUGUUCCCUCCAGUCAACAAUUAUCGCCGGUUCUUGAUUCACAAAGCAUGUGAAGACUUGAAGCCGCUGCUUGAUAUUGCCACUUUUUCAAUUGGCCAAGGACAAAGUCGACGAACUGUAAUUUGCUCUCAACAACAAAUUUUACCGAACGGAAUCUCAAAAAACGGGAAAUACGAUAGCUCAAACUCCUGGAGAGUUGAUUCGAAUUUAGAAGGUUACGCUAAUUUCAAUCGAAAAUCUAAAAUGGGAAUGGAACAUAGAAAUGCUGUUACAAAAGCAUCCACCAGACCUACAGCAACUGAAUUGUACCAACCGCCAGCCAUCCGAAAGUUACAAAAUCCAAACGAAACUGUUGUUUCCACCUCUCCCUCAAUCGUGAAUGCAUCCAAUCCCCACCAGCCAAAGAACAAUAAUUUUUUGAAUGCGCUCAACGCCACCGUUGACUGUAACAGUUCAGCACACGAUCGCAACCAAUCGGGUCACUCAACAAUCGGUGAUAGUGUAACCUCAUCAUUGGCAACGAAACCGCGAGAACGUCGUCCCGAUCGUGCUGUGUACGUGCCAAGGCCACGCCGUAGCCAAACCACACCGCCAUCCAGUACAACGACAUCACCGUCCGAUCCGGAUAAAAAGCCAGAUCUAUCCAAAUCCACAUCGCUUGAGGUGGCGUCAACGAAUUGUGGUACCGUGAUUUCAUGUGAUCAAAUUCCAAAUAUUAAGUCGAAUGAACAGCUGUUGACCGCUAACGUCGUUACUGGUGAUUGUGAUUCGAAUUUGCGAAAUUCGACGGUGAAUGAGGCGUUAGUUGUUGGUGGAAAGGAAUUCAGUGUGAUAGCUAACUGCGAUAACAGUGAGAAUAGAAUGAGCGCAUUAAAACAUAAGAAAAGUGUUCCAUUACGGAUAGAAGAUGCAAAAUCGGGCAGAGAUAGCAAGGACGAUAGAGAUGAGAAGGAGUUACAGCGCGCUUCCAAAGAAAUCAACCGCAGCAAUCGACGUAUUAUGAAACAGACAUUCGUGUCCGAUGUGCUCGAGAUACCAGAGCCAGCCGCAAAACCCGCCGUUAAUGGUAGCCAUACAUCAAAAGUAACAGUGGAUCCGGAAACCGACGAUUGGGACUGCAUGUUCGACGAUAACGGUGACUGUCUCGAUCCAAAGUUACUCGAUGAAUUGACGGCUUCUGUCGGGAAGGUGGCUAUUGAGAAACCGAAAUCUGAUUACAAACUAUACCACAGUAAACAAGCGUUGCUGAAUGCCGAAGAAUUUCCCCACGUUUUAGAAAUAUCAAAUUUCCCAAUGGAAUUCAAGACGCAAGACCUCAUGAUGCUAUUCUCCGCCUAUAAGGAAUCUGGCUUUGACAUCAAAUGGGUUGAUGAUACGCACGCAUUGGCGGUAUUCAGCAGUUCAAAAAUUGCGGCUGAAGUGCUGUCGGGUAAUAUACCAUUCGUGGUCAUGAAACCACUAACCGAAGCAACCAGCGAUUCCCGAGCCAAAGCCAAGAAGUGUUCUAGUUCCUUGCAGCCAUACCGCCAACGACCGGAAACGUGUGCAGCAUUAGCAAGACGUUUAGUGACUGGUGCUUUGGGAGUCAAACUGAAAACGUCACCGGAAGAACUGGCAAAUGAGCGACGGGUCUUGCGGGAAGCGAAAGAACGAAAAUUGUUGGCGGCUAAAUUAAGGGAUGAAGCUUGGGAAAGUUAAACGGAUACAUGGUAGCAUCGGGACAGCACAAUAUAUUUUCGAUCGGGAAAAACUUCAACCUAAAUUUGUGUUUUAAUUUACUAAAUUCCUUGUGGAAUAAGCAACGUACGAUGCUAAGAUUUGAUAAGAUUAGUUCAUAUGUGAAAUACCCUUAAGGAAUUAAAAUUGUAGUGCAAAGAAUUGUAAGGGAAAGAUACUGUACGUGCAAUCAAGUUCAAUUGCAAUUUACCGAUACGAAUACUUAUUUUACCACGUCGCCAUUCACAGGUGCGUGUCAAUGAUUAUAUUAUACAAUAUUCGAAUAAGUAAUUGUAUUUUUUGUGUAAAAGUGAAACGAAAAUAUAUUUAUUAAAGAAAAGAUUAGACUGU